CGACGCGGAGCCCUGGCCUGAGUCCUCGCGAGAGCGGCGGACUCCGGUGCGGGAUGGCCGCUGAGCCGGGCGGAGCUGGCUCGCGGCUCCCGGAGCCGGCUCUCCGGCCCGAGGCAUGGCCCGGGGUCCCGGCCCGCUAGGCCGGCCUCGCCCCGAUACGGUCGCCAUGCCCAAGAGAGGGAAGCGCCUCAAGUUCCGGGCCCACGACGCCUGCUCUGGACGAGUGACCGUGGCGGAUUAUGCCAACUCGGAUCCGGCGGUCGUGAGGUCUGGACGGGUCAAGAAAGCCGUCGCCAAUGCUGUUCAGCAGGAAGUAAAAUCUCUUUGUGGCUUGGAAGCCUCCCAGGUUCCUGCAGUGGAAGCUCUUUCUGGGGUUGGUGAGCCCUGUGACAUCGUUGACAGCAGUGAUGAGAUGGAUGCUCAGGAGGAGAGCAUCCAUGAGAGAACCGUCUCCAGAAAAAAAAAAAGCAAGAGGCACAAAGAAGACCUGGACGGGGCUGGAGGAGAAGAGUAUCCCAUGGAUAUUUGGCUAUUGCUGGCCUCCUAUAUCCGUCCUGAGGACAUUGUGAAUUUUUCCCUGAUUUGUAAGAAUGCCUGGACUGUCACUUGCACUGCUGCCUUUUGGACCAGGUUGUACCGAAGGCACUACACGCUGGAUGCCUCUCUGCCUUUGCGCCUGCGACCAGAGUCCAUGGAGAAGCUGCGCUGUCUCCGGGCAUGUGUGAUCCGAUCUCUGUACCAUAUGUAUGAGCCAUUUGCUGCUCGAAUCUCCAAGAAUCCAGCCAUUCCAGAAAGCACUCCCAGCACAUUAAAGAAUUCCAAAUGCUUACUUUUCUGGUGCAGAAAGAUUGUUGGGAACAGACAGGAACCAAUGUGGGAAUUCAACUUUAAGUUCAAAAAACAGUCCCCUAGAUUAAAGAGCAAGUGUAUGGGAGGGUUGCAGCCUCCCAUUCAGUACGAAGAUGUUCAUACCAACCCAGACCAGGACUGCUGCCUACUACAGGUCACUACCCUCAACUUCAUCUUUAUUCCAAUUGUCAUGGGAAUGAUAUUUACCCUGUUUACUAUCAAUGUGAGCACGGACAUGCGGCAUCAUCGCGUGAGACUGGUGUUCCAGGACUCUCCUGUCCGUGGCGGCCGGAAACUGCGCAGCGAACAGGGCGUGCAAAUCAUCCUGGACCCAGUGCACAGCGUUCGACUCUUUGACUGGUGGCAUCCUCAGUACCCAUUCUCCCUGAGAGCAUAGUUACUGCUUCUCGUCGCUGAAGGCAGCCCUGAGCUGGGCCAGUCCAUUAGUAAUCAGAUUCCGGUUUGGAAGGGGCGUCCGGAUUGUAUAUCUGGUCAGUAACGCACGUGCUCUUCCAGUUCCCCGGGCUCCUGGUAGGGGAAGGAGAAGGAUUGAAUCGAGAGGAAAAACAACUAUGAUUUAUAAACAUAUUUUAAUGUAAAAAAUGUGCAUUUGAAAGGAGAAACCUGGCCCCAUUUUCUGUGUUAAACCCCAUUUGGUGCUAUUGAGUUUGUUGUUCUUUAUUCUUUUAUCCCAGCAAAAAUGGAUGAUCUUGCUCUAGGGAAAAAUUAAACUCUUGAAUCUCCAAACAAGGAAGUUUCAGCCUUCCCUUGUGAUCAGAGAGGAGCCUUAGAGGCCUAAAAUUGUUGCUACUGUUGCUUCCCAUUAAGCUCCCCCUCAAAUUCAAGUGAAUAUUUUCUCUUCUCCCUUUACCCUCCUCCAGAAAUAAAGCAGGUGACAGGGUUUUCAGAAUCUUA
Leopardus geoffroyi (Geoffroy's cat) is the source of this 1764-nucleotide messenger RNA. RefSeq names its product transmembrane protein 183A (gene TMEM183A). Gene Ontology annotation, cellular component: SCF ubiquitin ligase complex. Lineage: Eukaryota; Metazoa; Chordata; Mammalia; Carnivora; Felidae. Gene Ontology annotation, molecular function: protein binding. Bases 116 to 1246 code for a protein of 376 amino acids. The record is from RefSeq and is a predicted model, not a curated record. The transcript is spliced from 8 exons. Gene Ontology annotation, biological process: regulation of protein stability.